Messenger RNA from Prorocentrum cordatum, 1593 nucleotides. The record is from the annotation of a GenBank genome assembly. Lineage: Eukaryota; Dinophyceae; Prorocentrales; Prorocentraceae.
AGCCAUUUUCGCUCGAGCAGUUUUGGUCUCGAGGGACGCGUUGAAGGCAAAUCCAGCGCUCGCACCCCGCUCAAGAGGAGGGGGGGGCUGCCCUCAGAAAGGCCGGCGGCGAGCGCAGCGAGAUGGCUGGGGGUGGGCCGCCAGGUGGUGCCUCUCCCGCGGUGGUCCCGCGGGAGGAGCGUGCCGCAGGCAGAGGAAGCGGCGGCUGCACUCAGGCUCAGGGCGCCCUCCUGGAGCUGGUGGGCGGGGAGGGUGCAGAGCUUCUCCAGGUCGGCCUGGGACCCAUCGACAGGGCGGUGAUGGAGGACGGCCUGCGAGUUCUCAACACGUUCCUGCACGUUCCGGACGCGGGUCCGGACGCGCGUGUGCGCUCCCGCUCGGCCCCCGCGGCGGCGAGGGGGCACUGCUCCACACACGCCGCGGAGCUGUGCGGGCGCGUCGCGAUGACGUCGUGUGUCGCGGAAGGUGCCACCCUCGACUUGGGCCCGACGUGGGGGUCUAUCCUGCACUCGACGGGCAGGUGCCGCCCUUGCCUUUUCGCCGAGCGCGGCUGCAGGAACGGGGAGCUCUGCCGAUUUUGUCACAUCUGCCCCUCGGCAAGGAGGACGCGGGCUACCGAGGAGAAGCGUAAGCCAAAGCACUUCUCGUGGCGCAGCCUCCGCAAGGCCACCGCCGGGGCGAGGGCGAGGGCGCGUGGUGAUGGAGCGCAUGUCGCUGCUUGACGCUUUCAGCUUAGAGCCUGCGGUGCGGGCUGGCAGAGCGGCUGGGGCUGUUCUGCUUCGGAGUCGUGGGUGCACGAUUUGUGCGCUCGGUCGUCUCCUGGGCAUCAGGCCUGCUGCCUCGUCUCCGCACGCGGAAUCCCUGUGGCGAGCAAAGUUUCCACUCGCGAUUUGAACACACAUGGCACGGUCGCAGCCUGUUGGCGCGCUCUGCAAUUCAGCUGCUGCACUCGGGACCGAUCACCUCCUCUUCCUCCUCCUCCUCCUCCUCCUUCUCCCCCUCCCCCUCCUCUUCCUCCUCCUCCUCUUCCUCCUCCCCCUCCUCCUCCUCCUCAUCAUCCUGCCAUCUGGCCUUGACGAGUGGCAAUACCUGGCCACCGCAAGGCCACAGCGGCGUUUGGUACGCAUGGCGGUGCUCAGGGCAGUCUGUGCGGCAUGGCCCUGACUGUGAGGCGAGUCUUCGCAACUGGCAAGAUUCGGCGGCCCGGCGCGACCAGGUAAUUCAAAACGUUACGCCUGCAGACGGGCGAGCGAUGCUGAGCCUCUUAGGGGCCUCUACCCCCGGGUGGUUUGACCAGGGGGGCAGUGGGGAACGAUCAUUUAGCAUCGUACCCACGCCAUCAGUGUGCCAGUAUAGAGUAUAGUCGCAGACGGUGCUCCAACCUCAUAUUCCGAGGCAACGCACGAUGUCGUUUCAACCGUUGGCUCUGUUCCUAUCGUGCGCGCGAUCUUGCUGGAAUAUGAUGUGAUAGUCUUUAAUUGCGUGAAACCUUCGGGUGAUCAGAAUCAAGGCCGAUGUUUGACAUCUUGUCCGAUGCUGGGACGGGUUCCCUCAAGCGCAAGUUUCGUAAAGGAUUUUGAUGCUGGUCAGGAA